Molecule: messenger RNA, 538 nt
Organism: Hibiscus syriacus
Lineage: Eukaryota; Viridiplantae; Streptophyta; Magnoliopsida; Malvales; Malvaceae
Product: protein YAE1 homolog
Exons: 6
Coding region: 146-499 (117 amino acids)
Source: RefSeq, a predicted model, not a curated record
UAUUUUGAUUUUGUUUUCUUCUUAUUUUAGUUUGUUUUAGAAGUGCUUGUGAGACAAUUCUUAUUUUAGUUUUAGAUGAGCAAAAGACAAAGCUUGCCUCAAUGCUUAAGUGAUUUUUUCCCCUUCUUUUUUUUGUUACAGAGAAAUGGAUGAUAAAUUGGCCCAAGAGCUCUAUUCAGAAAGUUUGCAGCUAUCCAAUAUACAAUUGGGCCAUUCAUCAACUGCCAAUGAUUCCAGUGAGGCUGACAUUCAGGCUGACGAUGGAUCUUUAUGGGGUAGUUCAGAUGAGGAAUUGGAUAAAACAUCCGAUUUAGAUCGCGAAUGGCAGAGAAGACAUGACCAAUUCCAUGCGAUUGGUUAUCGUGAUGGCCUGAUAGCAGGGAAAGAAGCUUCUGCGCAAGAAGGUUUUAAUAUCGGCUUUAAGCAGUCUGUUCCGGUAGGGUACAACCGUGGCAUUACAAGAGGUGUUACCAGCGCACUGUAUUGUCUUCCGGAUUGAAACACAAGAAAAGAGAGAUAAAUUUCGGGAGUUAUAUAG